AUGUGCUACACUACAGUAUACUCCUGUCUACAAAGCACAGAACAAUAUGUACUGGUUAACACACUGUACUGCAUCCUGGAGGAGCAGGCACCAAAUCUUUGGCCUGGUACCUUGCCUGAAGUUGUCUGUGAUGCUACCAAAGACCAGGGUGUCAACGGCACCAAUAGCAGCACUCCAUCUCGCUGCCGGCAGUUAGACCCACACCAACUUCAGCUGCCCAUCUGUCAGAGCUGCACUGCUCAUGGCUGCCUGCUGCCAUCCAACUUGUGUCAGACAGUAAGUUCCGUCAUUUAUGGAGGUGUUAAUCAAGUUGUAUGGUCAGAAGCUGUGUGGAGCUUCUGUGGAGAGGAGCGAGACAAGUUGCUACUCUGGGCAGCUCAGAAGGGGGCAGUGGAGGAGCUGCGGGCAUUGCUGAUGGCAGGUGCUGAUGUGGGAGUGAGAGACCACUUUGGGUGGACUGCUCUGCACCGGGCAGCAGCCAGAGGGCACGUGGAGGUGGUGAGAUGGUUGCUGCGAGCUGGGGCAGACGUGGGGGCUGCGGAGUACUUCGAGCAGCUUACGCCUCUCCACAUGGCAGCAAUAUGGGGUCAUGAGUAUGUGGUGUGGCUGCUGCUGGUGGCAUCAGACCCUCCCCUUGACUGUAACUACCCGGAUGUCGUAGAUACCUGUGGGAGGACUCCACUGCACUGGGCAGCAGUUGCAGGCAAUGCCACAGUUGUGUCCAUGCUGCUCGAGGCAGGAGCGGACAAGGCAGCCAGAAAUAACGCUGGAACAACAGCUCUGGAUUUUGCCAUACAGGAAAAUCACCAUCAGGUGGUUGACUUGCUACAAUCAAGUUUGCAGUUUUCGUAG
Molecule: messenger RNA, 852 nt
Organism: Schistocerca nitens (vagrant locust)
Lineage: Eukaryota; Metazoa; Arthropoda; Insecta; Orthoptera; Acrididae
Product: ankyrin repeat domain-containing protein 65-like
Exons: 3
Coding region: 1-852 (283 amino acids)
Molecular function (GO): protein binding
Source: RefSeq, a predicted model, not a curated record